UUCUGACGUCAUUCCCAUUGGGGCCACGAGGCUGAAGCAAUGCUCUCCUGAUACCCGACUUGAAUCUCAAUCUCUCUCUUCACGCUCGUUCAACCAUCAUUUUUCGAGUCCUACACAGCAGACGUGAAAAUGCCACGGACGAGCAAGCGGAGAAAGACAUCUUCAGGUGCAGCUGCGGCACCAGCCGAACCAGCUCCACCUCCAGAUGAGAAAUCAUUGCCUAAACAUCAUCUUGACGACAGCACUACUACGAACGAAGCGAAACAAGAGACUGUUCGACCUGAAGCCUCGGAGACUGGAACACAUGAGCAUAUAGCUUCCCAUCCGGAAGCUGAUGAAGCGAAUGCUGAAGCCGACAAUAUCAGCAACGCUAGCGACGCCCCAACCUUUGAUGAUAUCGACCCUGCAGAUGCUGACCCGGCGCUGCUCGAUGAAGAAGAAGCUCCCAAAUCCACAUCUGCGACCAAAGGGGCCUCUGCGGUCGGCGUUCGCGGCGGUUUCAACGCCCUAAAGUCCUUCCAUGGGCAGGUCUACUCGGGCAUGGCGAUCGGUGGCUCGCACACGUGGAACUACGAUCAAGGCGCGUGGAAGGAGACCAAACUCGAGCCGGACCUGUGGAAGAUCGACUAUGAGACGACAAAGCGACGUGCACGCAAUGCGCCGAGAGGCAGUGGCGCGCCUGUUGGGACUGAGUAUCAUUGGCUGAUUGUUGCACAUCAACACGUUAAGAAAAUCGACGCCAACACAUACACCACUCACCUCACGGGUUCAAAGUACAAGCUUGCACACAAGAACGUCAACUCGAACUCGUGGUCUGUCCCGACAGUCAAAGUCCAGCGAGAGCGCGAGGUUGAUUUGUUGGAAGAUGCGAAGCGACGAGUACAAGGUCUGCCGCCCGUGCUGGCGGGCGAGAAGGUCAAAGUCGAAAAGGGAGCCGAGAAAGGGCAGCGGAAGCUCGAGACAAUGUUUGGCAAGAAGGCUGACGGUGGUGAGAAGAGGAAGAGGGAGGAUGAUGGCUGAGGGUGUUGAACACAGCGAGAGCUCAUAAGACCUAGUUUUUCUUUACAGCAGAAUUAGCGGAGCGGUGUAACGUACCAUCAUCUUGCAUCACAAGCGGACACUUGAGGGCGCAGUUUAAGUUAGAUCAACGACUUCAACC
This is a messenger RNA of Exophiala xenobiotica, 1159 nucleotides long. RefSeq lists its product as uncharacterized. The transcript has 2 exons. The record is from RefSeq and is a predicted model, not a curated record. The coding region runs from base 130 to 1020 and encodes 296 amino acids. NCBI's taxonomy places the organism in Eukaryota, Fungi, Ascomycota, Eurotiomycetes, Chaetothyriales, Herpotrichiellaceae.